Molecule: messenger RNA, 1871 nt
Organism: Amaranthus tricolor (Joseph's coat)
Lineage: Eukaryota; Viridiplantae; Streptophyta; Magnoliopsida; Caryophyllales; Amaranthaceae
Product: putative lipase ROG1
Exons: 10
Coding region: 209-1501 (430 amino acids)
Source: RefSeq, a predicted model, not a curated record
GUAGAACUAGUAAUACCAUGGAAGUGUGAAUAGUAGUACUCCAGUCUACUUUCCAGUUCUUUCCUUGAUCAUUCAACUUCUUCCAGAAAGAAUCCUUUGAUCAAGCCAACAGCCUAACACUUAAAAGCUGUGCCUUUUCACACCCUAAAUUAAUCCCCUUUUUUCAUAAAUUAAUGACCUUUUAUUACCUUCCUUUCUUAUUUAUCUCAUGAUAUUCUUUCACUCAAAUUCCCCACUUAUCAUCAAACCCACUUAUCCCAUUUCUUGGAGAUCUAAUUGCAAGCAAAAAACCCCAGUUCUAAUUCCUACUAUAAAACACUUUUCUUGUAAAUUUAGAAAGAAAAAAGGGUUAAUUCAGUACAAACAUAAUUGUAUUGUGAUCAUGGCUUGUUUUAGUAAAAUGGGUAAUGGGUGUUUUAGGAAUAAGAAGGAGAAGACUCAGGCUGUUGCUAGUGGGCUAGAUGUUAUGAAUGAUGCGAUGGUUGAAGCUAAACUUAAUCCUCAGCAUCUUGUUAUCAUGGUUAAUGGUCUUAUUGGAAGUGCUUCGGAUUGGAAAUUUGCUGCCAAUCAAUUUGUGAAGCAGCUGCCAGACAAAGUAAUGGUGCAUUGUAGUCAAUGCAACACUGCUAAUUUGACAUUUGAUGGUGUUGACUUGAUGGGUGAGCGGCUUGCUGAUGAGGUAUCAAAUGUUAUCAGCUGUAGGCCUGGGUUUCAAAAGAUUUCAUUCAUUGCGCAUUCUUUAGGCGGCCUUGUUUCAAGAUAUGCUAUAGGAAAGCUGUAUGAACCUAAUGAAACAGCAUAUCCUUCGGUUGCAAAGAAAAACUGCACGGAAGAUAUAGAAAGUUUUGGAAGAGAUUGCACUGGUAGAAUUGCUGGACUGGAACCCAUGAACUUUGUAACUGUUGCUACUCCUCAUUUGGGUUCACGAGGCCACAGACAGUUGCCUUUCCUUUGUGGCGUUCUGUUCUUGGAGAAACAAGCCUCACAAACUGCGCACUUGAUUGCUGGAAGAUCUGGGAAACAUCUCUUUCUAAUGGAUAACAAUGAAGCCGAACCUCCUCUUCUUGUUCGAAUGGCUUCUGAUUCAUAUGAAUUAAAAUUCAUUUCUGCUUUGCGUUCUUUCAAGCGGCGUGUUGCCUAUGCCAAUGUAAACUAUGAUCAUGUAGUUGGAUGGAGCACCUCGUCCAUCCGCAGACUGCGUGAACUACCAAAGGCUAAUUUACUUGCACACGAUAAAAAGUACCCUCAUAUAGUUCAUGUAACACACGAGACUCUGGAUGAUGUUCGUUUGAUGCCUUCAUAUGCGGAAAACCAGACAAUAGACUAUGAAGAGGAAAUGAUAAGAGGUCUUACCCAAGUACCUUGGGAACGCGUGGAUGUCAGUUUUCGUAAGAGCAGACAAAAAUACAUUGCACAUAAUACCAUUCAGGUGAAGAGCUAUUGGUUGAAUUCUGAUGGCGUGGAUGUGAUCUACCAUAUGAUCGACAAUUUCCUGGUCUGAUCUUCAUCCUUUGAUCGUCAUCGUCCCUCCUACUAUAUAUAUUUUGUGUAAAAUUAAAUCAUAGACAAUCGGACAUACAUAAUAUCAUCCCUCUUUGGCUAAGUAAAUAGCCAUUCGAUCCAUCAUUUUUAGAAAUUUGAAGGAUGUUUGUAACGUAUGAUCUCGAUAAUUUAUCUCGAUUUAUUUUUGUAACCAGAGGUAAAAUCUACCUUUGUAUUGCUUAGGUGCUUUCUUUUCUUCUUGAAAAGAGCUAGUAUUUUUGCAUACUUCUAGUCUUUUACCAUCCUAUCAGUAUGUAGCCGAAAUUUGUUCGCUAAACUCCUAUGUAUGUACUUCCUCCGUCCCAAUGAGCUUACUAUAUUUUUGUCGA